Zea mays is the source of this 2175-nucleotide messenger RNA. Its product is annotated as polypyrimidine tract-binding protein homolog 1. The record is from RefSeq and is a predicted model, not a curated record. Gene Ontology annotation, molecular function: RNA binding. Bases 180 to 1964 code for a protein of 594 amino acids. The transcript is spliced from 13 exons. Lineage: Eukaryota; Viridiplantae; Streptophyta; Magnoliopsida; Poales; Poaceae.
UUCAGAUUUCAGAGGUCGAUACGGAACCCUAGGCGUCUAUCCAUUAGAAAAUUGGACUGAUUGACCGCACCGAUUCCGCGAUACGUUCCCGAAUCCAACCCAUCUUCGUCCGCUCCGGCCACUCGUUUCGCCGCCGUCGGUCGCCACCCGCAAGGUUUGGAGGAUAAGAUUCGGGAGGGAUGGCUUCCGGUGGGCAGCCGCAGUUCCGGUACACGCAGCCGCCGUCGAAGGUGCUCCACCUGCGGAAUCUGCCGUGGGACUGCACUCCAGAGGAGCUGGUCGAGCUGGGGACCCCCUUCGGCAAGGUCGUCAACACCAAGUGCGGCGUCGGCGCCAACCGCAAUCAGGCAUUCAUCGAAUUCGGCGACCAAAAUCAAGCUAUUGCCAUGAUAUCAUAUUACGCAUCGUCAACAGAGCCAGCACAGGUAAGAGGGAAAAAUGUGUACCUUCAGUACUCAAAUAGACAGGAGAUUGUCAACAACAAGGCAACUGGGGAAGGUUCAGGCAACGUUUUGCUUGUGGGAAUGGAGGGUGUUGCACCAGAUUCUGUCAGCAUUGAUGUUCUACACGUGCAAGCCGUUGUCACGGAGUAUCAUGGCAGGAAGCAUCUGGAACACAUGAUUUUAGCUCCUUAUUACAGAUCUGCAAGCUACCAACUCGAGUUAUUUGCAUCUGUAUUUUCUGCUUUCGGAUUUGUUCAUAAGAUCGCUACCUUUGAGAAAGCAUCUGGUUAUCAGGCUUUGAUUCAGUUUUCUGAUGCUGAAACUGCAACAUCUGCAAAAGCUGCACUGGAUGGUAGAUGCAUUCCUAGCUAUUUGCUACCAGAACUGGAUGUGGCCUGCACUUUGAGAAUAACCUAUUCAGCACACAGUGUUCUCAACGUCAAGUAUCAGAGCCACAGGAGUAGGGACUUCACUAAUCCUUACCUUCCUUUUCUGGACUCUGCUAAAGAUGGCUCUGGACCGGAUGGAAAAAAACAGGAAGCAGAGAGCAAUAUACUGCUUGCUUCUAUUGAGAACAUGCAAUAUGUUGUUACAAUAGAUGUGCUUCAUGAGGUCUUUUCAGCUUUUGGAUUUGUACAGAAGAUUGCUAUUUUUGAGAAGAAUGGCUUUCAAGCAUUGAUCCAGUAUCCAGACAUUCAAACUGCGUAUGCAGCAAAAGAAGCACUAGAAGGGCACAGCAUCUAUGAAGGUGGCUACUGCAAACUGCACCUCACAUUUUCACGCCAUACUGAGCUUAAUGUUAAGGUUAACAAUGAGCGAGGUAGAGAUUAUACCAAGGGGAAUGCCACUCCAAGCAGUGAUCAACCUUCCAUUCUUGGUCCUCAGCCAAUACCAAGCGUUGGUGCUGCUAUUCCACCAGCACAGGGUAGUGUUCCUUCUGCAGCCACCAAUUCAGUAAUGCCACCAGGGGAUCCAUCAGUUGCUCUACCUUCUAAUCCUUCCAGUGAGCCACUCCUGCAAGCACCUGUUGUUUCCUCUGGAGGGCCUCCGCAUUACCCUAAUCAGGCCAUCCUACAAGGCCCACUUGGUGUUGUUGCACGGUUCCCAGGCUAUGGUGCCCUGCAGUUUGCUCAGGGCUCAGCUCAAGCUCAAAUGGUGCAGCCUUCAGGCCAAGGAAGUCAACAUAUGUCAGGUCAUGUAAAUUAUCAGCUACCUCCAGGUUCAGCCCAAUUCAUGCAGUAUCUCAGCAACGGAAGCCAUCCACUUCCAAACGCACCUGGGCCACAGACAAUGCCUUACCCUGCCCUCAGUGGGCAGCAGCUACCUCCGGGUCUUCAGAUGAUGCAAGCUCAAGGUUUUGGAGGCCUGCCGUUUUCACAGGGUCCUGGACAACCAAUGCCACAGUUCCCAAUGUAUGGCACCCAGCAGUUUCCUCCGGGUAUGGAGCCCAAGAUGAUGCGCUUCUCUGAGCAGGGAGGCCAGCAGUUUACAUUUGCGCCGCGGGGUCCAAAUAGUCGUUAGCAAAUUUGAACUUAGCAACGUUAGAUCGUUGAUGGUGAUGAAUGGAUGUCAAGCCUUCUAUGUUGCUGUUUUCUAAGGUGAAUACCGAUGCUGUUCCAUUACUAGGAUCUAUACUUGGUUUAUCUCUCGUACUGUGGCCAAAACAAAUGUCUAAUCUGAGGUUUCGUAGCCUUGUAUUUGUAUCGAUUUCCUCACGCCCGCAGCUUCUGCC